AUGUUAAUGCAGCGUGUCAUUACUCAUGGCACAUUGCAAAGGGUGGCAGCGGGGCGCCGAUUACUGCUGGGUGUCGCUGUCCAUGACCCACCACAAUCAUUUUGCAGGUGUGCCCUCCGCCUGCCCCCUCCACACCCAGCAGGCUGGCAUUGGUUCUCAACGUCAUCCAGCGUUGCAGCCCACCAACCCAAACACCAUCCCCCAAGGGACGAGACAUCGACUUCUUCACCUCAGACAACGGCAGAUCAGCAAGACAAAGACAGGACCGGUGUUGAAGAGGUGGACCCUCUGCAAGACAAGUCCAUUGGUCUUGUUCAGAGAUUUAAGAAGACUUUCAAACAGUACGGAAAAGUGAUGAUUCCUGUUCAUCUCCUCACGUCAUCAUUUUGGUUUGGAACCUUCUACUAUGCUGCCAUGAAAGGUGUAAAUGUGGUACAAUUCCUGGAGGUGAUUGGUGUGCCCGAAUCACUCGUUGGAUUAUUGAGAGAAUCUUCAAGUGGUUAUGCUCUGACUGCUUAUGCCAUGUUUAAGAUCGCCACCCCUGCUAGAUAUGCGGUGACUCUCGGUGGCACUUCCCUGUCUGUUCAGUACCUCCGAAAGCACGGCUACUUGUCCACACCGCCGCCAGUCAAAGAGUACUUCCAGGAUAAGAUGGAGGAGACAAAGGAGAAAUUUUCUGAAAAAAUGGAGGAGACAAAGGAGAGAUUUUCAGAGAAAAUGGAAGAGACAAAAGAACGCUUCUCAGAGAAAAUGGAAGAGACUAAGGACAAGCUGUCGGAGAAAAUACAGGAAACCAAAGACCGAGUAUCUGAGGGGAAAGCAUUUUUUAGGAAGAAAAAUGAGUAG
Nerophis lumbriciformis (worm pipefish) is the source of this 846-nucleotide messenger RNA. NCBI's taxonomy places the organism in Eukaryota, Metazoa, Chordata, Actinopteri, Syngnathiformes, Syngnathidae. The record is from RefSeq and is a predicted model, not a curated record.